Molecule: messenger RNA, 3267 nt
Organism: Linum trigynum
Lineage: Eukaryota; Viridiplantae; Streptophyta; Magnoliopsida; Malpighiales; Linaceae
Source: the annotation of a GenBank genome assembly
CCCUGGUUGGUUCAGUAUGUUUCUUCGGCGCGAGAACCCAUAGAACUUUGAGUUAAAUAUUUCCGGGAGAAGAAAAUGGCGUUUGUAAACUCGGAGUUCAAAUUAUUCUCGGGAGGGACUGGGUUUUCUGGCAAUCCUUCUUCUGAGCCCCCUCCUCGUCCCCUACCUCCGCCAGUUGAAGUUCUUGCUUCUGAGGUUUCCUCAACUGUGAAAUGCUUGCUGGAGGCUGUGAACUUGGAUGACCUCACUUUGCUCAAGGGCCGGGUGAGUACAGAAGAGGUUUUGGGAGUUCCUGACUCUGAUUUGGUCCCUGGUGUAUACGAAGGGGGACUGAAACUUUGGGAGGGUUCGCUGGACCUUGUUAAAGCCCUCCGGUCCGAGAUUCAUAAGGGGGAAUUGUCAUUUAGAGGGAAGAAAGUACUAGAGCUUGGAUGCGGCCAUGGACUUCCUGGGAUUUUUGCCUGCCUAGAGGGUGCAACAGCUGUCCACUUUCAAGAUUUCAAUGCCGAGGUCCUGCGGUGUCUCACUAUUCCAAAUGUAAAUGCCAAUCUUACACAAACUUCACAAUCUACAGCAUCCAAGGACACCAUCCCCAUUUUUGAAACCGAAGUAAGAUACUUUGCUGGUGACUGGAGCCAAGUCCAUCAGUGUCUUCCUCACGAACACAACGAUGUAAAGGACACAGACAGUAGCUCAGGGAAGAAUCUAGUUUACGAGUACGAUAUAAUACUAAUGGCUGAGACAAUUUAUGUGAUCUCCGCCCAACAAAGUCUCUACAAACUCAUAAAGAAGUGCAUGAAACGUCCUGGUGGAGUUACAUACAUGGCAGCCAAAAAGCACUAUUUUGGAGUUGGUGGAGGAACCCACCAGUUUCUGUCUAUGGUGAAGAAAGACGGUGUUAUGGAUGCAAGCCUAGUUGCUGAAGUUGCUGAUGGCUCUUCGAAUGUCAGAGAAGUUUGGAAGCUCUCUGUGAAGAGUGGCUUAAAAUCUUAGCAUACUUUGCUUCGUAAGUCGUCAGCUGUAUCAUCAUCUGCUGAUGAAUUUGCAGCAAGCGCUUCUAUGCAACUUAAUAUCAUCCAAGAUAGUGGCAUAUGGUGCACAGAUUUAGACAAGGUAUGGUCUCCCGUUUUGAUAGGUCAAAUUUUUACACUAAGCGGGAACAAUUUUGUUGCAAAAUAGUGGCUUGAACUUGUAUAGUUGUAACUAUUUUCGCCGGAGUAGAGGAUUUAACAUGCCUGGAAUUGACAUGUUUACUGUCCUGCAACAAAUUGGCUGGUUCAUGCCCUUAAUGUUUGGACCAUUGCACUAUUCUCAAGUCUCAUCCCACUUGCCAUUUAUUAUUGCAAAGCAUUACUACCUUAGUACUCUCAAGUCCCAAUCCACCUACCUUAGUACUAAACAAUUAGUUGUGUGACAGAAUGAUGUUGAGAAACCGGGAAGCAACCACAAGCAAUAAUCGAAUGCACAAGACACACGAUUUUUACGUGGAAAACCCAAAUCGGGAAACACCACGGGACCUUUGUCCAAGUCACAACUCCACUAGAUUUUGGUGGGAUUACAAGUCCUCUCUCGACUGGCUAGAGGAUUACAAAUGGGGAGGUGCGUUUAAUAUCCAAAAACUGCUCAGCAACAGUCGGACAAGUAGGGAAUGCUGGGGUGAACCAGAAAAGUUUGGGUAGAGCCGGAUCUAAAUGUUGGCUAGGCAAGCGUCCUGUAGUAAGAGGAGUAGUUAUGAACCCUGUAGACCAUCCCCAUGGGGGUGGUGAAGGGAGGGCCCCAAUUGGUAGAAAAAAACCCGCAACCCCUUGGGGUUAUCCUGCACUUGGAAGAAGAAGUAGAAAAAGGAAUAAAUAUAGUGAUAAUGUGAUUCUUCGUCGUCGUAGUAAAUAGGAGAGAAAAUCGAAUUUGUUUCUUCCUCUUUUCAAAAAAAAAAAAUAGGAGAAAUUCACUGUGACACGUUCGUUAAAAAAAAAUCCUUUUGUAGCAAAUCCUUUAUUAAUAAAAAUAAAUAAGCUUAACAUAAAGGCAGAAAAAGAAAUCAUAGUAACUUUAACCUAUCUUAAUUCUCUUUUUUUACUGAUCUAGAGUUGUGGGCGAAUGACGGGAAUUGAACCCGCGCAUGGUGGAUUCACAAUCCACUGCCUUGAUCCACUUGGCUACAUCCGCCCCUAGAAGGCCCCGCUGACCCGAAGUGAUUUAGAAAGAUUCUUCUUUAUCGAUGGUGAUCGGUCAUGGUAUCCAUAGCGUUGCUUCUUUUUCGGCCAAAUCCUGAUUUCGUUUUCCUUCUCCCGGUCGUCGAGCCUGAUCGACUCGAUUCUUUUCCCUGCCCCCCGGCCUCUCACUUCGUUUCGUUCUUCUUCUGUAUUGUCGCUUGAAUGAAGACACCUGAUCGGCCCGACUUUCCCGAAUGUCCACCGCCGGCCCUUCUCCUUUCCGGGUCUGCUUUUUUCGUGUCGUUUCAGUCGUCGUGGUCGACGGGGAAUAAAGAAAUUAAUGAAUGUUCUUUUGGGAAAAUGUAUAAUAAUACACCUACCGAGACGAAAGCCAAAGGUGAGUCUCGUAGGUGGACGUAUCGAAUCGAAAUAAGAUCUCAGAUUGACAUCUUGAUACACUGAUUUACCAUAAUAAUAAAUAGAGUCAAUGGUUACUCCGCCGUGGAAGGAGCCGCUUCUUUCUUGCUUGAUAGGGGGGCAUUUACCAGCGCAGACUAAAAGUGCUCUCCGAACCGUGCUGGAUAGUCACCCAUCACACGGCUCUCGCUCAAACCCAACCUGUGGUGGAUCCCGGGGGACAAAGUAAAAGCGCUUGAUCUUUUGCCCCAUACUUUGAGAUGCUCCUCCCCGUCGAUCAAGCAGCGACGCUGCUCGUGAUAGUCUUAGCUUUAAGCCGCUAUCGUUCGCUUCGGAUAAGUCAAGUCUCUUCGGUCGGUUUGCUCAGGUGGUCUUCCCUUAUCUUCCCUAACGUUUAGAGUUGUUCUGGUUUGAGAAAGGAGCACCGGCCGAGCACCCUGAAUGAAUAAGAAAUGGACAGCAGAGGGAAUCAAUGAUUCUUAUUCAACCGAGUUGAAGCUAGCAACAUGUCGAUUACACACCGGAGGUUGGUAAGAACUGAGGGACAAUGCCCCCUAACCUAAGUAGGCCUACCAGCAAAGCAACUGUUGAUCGGGCGGGGGGCGCUUUGCUUUCGUGCAACGCCCUCGCAGCGGGAGGAGGCUGUUUUUGAAAGGAAAGGCCCUUUCUAUGUUAUUAGUAAAGCCUAAAUGUCCUU